Molecule: messenger RNA, 1636 nt
Organism: Guyanagaster necrorhizus
Lineage: Eukaryota; Fungi; Basidiomycota; Agaricomycetes; Agaricales; Physalacriaceae
Exons: 3
Coding region: 266-1318 (350 amino acids)
Source: RefSeq, a predicted model, not a curated record
UGCAAUUCACAUGUGUUCAUCUCUUUAGCAGUGAGUGAUAUCAUCCACAGGGGCUCGGAGCUCGGCAAAAGAGCUCUAGAAAAGUUUUCUCUUCAGCCUUUGUCAGACUCUUUGGCCGUCACUGUAUUUUGUUGGUUGUCUUGUAUCGGACCGCAGCCCUGUGGCCUUCAUUCAUCGCCCACGAUAUAUAAAGGGAUGCAAAUGAUGCUUGCGACCAUCUCACACCUCCCAUUCUCCACCCCCAUCACUUAUUAAGAACCGAGCCAUGGUCGCCCGCUUCCAUGACAUAGGACCUCGUCGCCAUCGGUCCUUGCCGACUUAUACUGAGAUGUGCGAACGCCAACAUUGGGUAACUUACGACAUCAGCCGCAUCUAUAUCUGCGGCAAGAUAAGAAACGGUGUUUAUGACGGGGGCUUGUCUCGUUUGCUUCGUCACCUUGCGGACGUACGAGGACAAAAGCCUGUGGAAACUAUGGCCAUCAAUGGAGUUGCAUGGUCCGACCUCAGGGGAGACCGCUCCGAGUACCACACAGCUCUCAUGUCCUUCCCGACUAUCGAGGAGCUCUUUCUAGACAAUGUUACUUGCAGCCACAAUGAACUUGUUACUCUUCUGAGUUCCUACUCCCACCUCACCACAGUAUCCAUCGAAGGAGUGACAUUCGACGACUUCCCCAUAGUGUAUAACAGAAUCCCAGGCAGACUGAAUCCAUCAGUCAGUUCUCUAGCACUUCAUCUCGACAACUCUUCGACGUCCCUCCUCCACUUGCUGACGGCCCAAAACGGCCCCUUUUCGCUGUCGUCGGUGAAUUGUCUGGAAAUUUCCGGCUCGAACAAUCCUAUUCCAGGGACGAAGGAUCUCUUCGCCAACCUCGCUCCUGUCAUCGCCUCACCCAGAGAGAUAACAUUCAGGUGCAUAGCUAUGCAUGAGGAACUCCCUGCCCUCAAGAUGCCAUAUGUUUCCAACCUCACAUUUACCCUCGUUCUGGACAGGCGGCGCGACUACAUACAUUCUAUCAAGUGGUGGGCCAAGACACUCGACCAUCCCAGCUCACUCUGGAACCUGAAAAUCCGCAUUGAUAGCAAUGCCUCUCUGUCUGACAGAGACCAUCCAUAUUGGACCGACCUAGACAAUGCUUUGUGUAUGAACAAUCUUUCCCAGUUGCACGUUCAGAUUUCCCUUGGAAACAGUAUCAUACAAAGUUGCGUGCUCGUAGGGAGGGCACUGCGUUCGCGACUCCCCCGUGCUACUCAUCAAUAUGGGUCGUUGGGCCAGUUAGCUUGGUUGAACGAAGAGGGGAAUAUGCUGGAUUUGAACUAAAGACUUUCAUGAUUUUGAUAUAUUAUGGAUAGAAUUUAUGCAAAAUGAAUAAUACAUUGAGUUAGUAUCUAGAAUGCGCUGAAGUGCAAAGUGCGUUUGGUAGAGCGAGACAGCGCCAAAGGCAGCCGUACAAUGCCUGCAAGCCCGGGGCCCACGUCAAGGGAACACCCGAACGGAGGGGAGCACAUCCACUUCCGUUCUAUCCCCGGGGGGGGGGGGGGGGGGGACAAUACCGCGUAUUGUCGUUGUGUUGGCGCCUCACGCAGAGGCCAUCACUCGCUUAUAGUGCACUUCACACAAGCGUUGAUACUUUUACUG